Suillus discolor is the source of this 1818-nucleotide messenger RNA. RefSeq lists its product as uncharacterized. Bases 1 to 1818 code for a protein of 605 amino acids. The record is from RefSeq and is a predicted model, not a curated record. The transcript is spliced from 8 exons. NCBI's taxonomy places the organism in Eukaryota, Fungi, Basidiomycota, Agaricomycetes, Boletales, Suillaceae.
AUGCCAUUCGGUAAACAUUUCUGUUCAGUGGGCCUCAGGAUGAAGCUGGCAUCUUUGAUGUCAGCUCCUGAGGUUCACGACGUAACAACAAUGGAUAGACUCACCAGCUCGGAACUUAUUCGCUUGAUUUUGCAGGAAUCUUCACCUGCCAACAGUGAUGAGCUUGGCCAUGUAUUAUUGCUGAUUUUCAAGUCCUGUAUGACUGAAGUUCCCAAAGCAAAGGAUCUCAAAGUUCCGUUGAAGAAAAUCCACCCUGAUACCAGGAUCGAAGCAUUUCAGCACAUUGAAGAUGAGGCAACCCUCAUACCACUCUAUGAUACACGCGCAUGCUGUUGGAACUGGCCACUCCCAGAGUCACAUUUAGACAAACUCGCUACCAGUGGGGAGAGAAGUAAUCAGGCAGGAGAGAACAGUAGCACGGACCAGGGAGAGAGGGAAGGAGAAAAUAGUGGUGCUGCAAAUCAGAGGUCGGGAGAUUGGGUUAUUGUCGAUGACACUGACACACCUGCUGCCUCUGAGUCCCAGGUUGAGAGUGUUGGCCAGCCUGAGGACGACGUUUUUGCAUCCUUCAAUAACCUCCUUACCUUUGCCCUCCUCCUGCAGAAGCCUGCACUCGCUCAGAAGUGUAACUUAUCUCGUAUCUGGAGCACAUCAAACUCCUCAUCUGCAAUACGUGGCGAUGAAAUCGCAUGCAAACCAGCCCUCACCAUACUCGAUGAUAUUGAGGUUAGAUGGGAUACAAUCAAGGCCACUGCUGAAGCGAUCCCAGAUGUGCUGAUCAUGGAGAGCAAGACCACCGAGAUCGAAGAGAUCAUGAGCGAGCCACCACAUACCAUAGAGGACGCAGUGCCCAACCCCACAGCCAACAUCCCUCCCAACCCGGUUCCCCUCAUAGACAAAGUCCCUAGUGAUUCUUUGAGUGAACCCCUCCCAGAGCCGAUAGGAAAAAUACGAGUAAAUGAGAAUAUGUACGAUAUCCUGGAUCUAAUAUUCUCCACUGAAGGCCUUGUUGGUUGUGGCACAGUGUGCUAUCUGGCGAGGAAGGAUGAGGAAGAGUAUAUCGUCAAGGAUCACUGGGUCCUCAGGAGUAAAUCAGAGGUCCUGAAUGAGAUUCGUAUGAUGGAGAAGAUGGAUGGGAUUUGUGGUGUUCCUCGCCUUGUCGAAUAUUGGCUUGUGGAGAUGGAACCCGGUGAGGUCAAUGAAACGGUGAAGUAUCGUCAAAAGGUCUCACGCAGCAUAAAGGGCACCUCCCAGUUCUUGACCUCGAUACUGGAUAUUAUAAAGAUUCAGAAACAAGCGGUAGAGCAGAACCGGGUUCUUCAUCAUGAUUGUAGUUUAAAUAAUGCAAUGAUUGAAGACAAUGGCGAUGGCACCCAUGGAAUGUUGAUAGAUUGGGAGUUUGCCGUAGAAAUUGUACGAGGCGAUCAGUACGGUGUUGGGGGCACGGGCACAGUACCUUUCAUGUCGCGGUCCCUUCUCUUCCAGCUUUACCUCCACACACCGGAUCCAUCUGAUGAGCGCUUGGGUACACGAGCCUCAGGAUCAAAACCAUACCCACCCCCCAUGGUCACCCAUGUCUAUCAGGACGAUCUCGAAUCGAUGUUUUACGUUUUCAUCUGGGUCUGUAUCGAAUUCAGGGGCCCUCUCAGCAUGAAACACAUCGCUGCACUUCCGAAGGAGGACUCUGCUGGGCUCCUAGUCUCUAAAUGGGUAAUUCUCUCAGCGGCAGGUUCGCUCACGCCACCCCGGAACGAUGAGGAAACUCAGACAAAUAUUGUAUUUCAUCUUUUCAACGGAACUCAGACUGAGAUGGGCUGA